Didymodactylos carnosus is the source of this 1797-nucleotide messenger RNA. NCBI's taxonomy places the organism in Eukaryota, Metazoa, Rotifera, Eurotatoria, Philodinida, Philodinidae. The record is from the annotation of a GenBank genome assembly.
AUGACAACAUCUAGUUCGUCUAGUUCCAUUAGCAAUACUUCUGUCUUACAAACUGUUCAGAAUAAAUCAACUAAAAAAGGUAAUCCAAAUUCUUGUGUCGAGAAAUUUUUCGUUAACUACAAAGAACAUGCCGAUGGUAAAACGUCAAGUGAAUGUUUAGUAUGUAAAUAUUUAGUCACUCACAAAAUCUGUGUAACAUCGAAUUAUACACGUCAUAUGCAACGUCAUCAUUUAAAAAUGUAUAUGGAAUGGAUUGAUUCAUUAAAAAAUAAUGAUAAUAAGGAUGUAAUUGUAACUCAACCAAAAAUUAAAGAUGCAUUUAAUAAUAAUAAAACAACAAAAUACAGUAGUCAACAUCCUCGUCAAAUUGAAUUAAACAAUAUGAUAAUCAAUGAUUUGAUAAUAGAUCUCGGUUUGCCUCUAUCGAUUGUUGAACGUCCCGCAUUUUUACGAGCAAUGAGUAAAGCUGAUUCCAAAUUUCAUGUUCAAAGUCGCCGAAGUAUCUGUCGAGAAUCUAUACCUGCUUUAUAUGAUAAAAUGAUUCGUGAAUUGAAAACAAUAUGUACAACUGCUGAAUUUAUCUCAUUGACGUUAGAUAUCUGGACUGAUCGGAGAAUGAGACCAUUUUACGCUGUAACUGGUCAUUCAAUCAUUGAUUGUGUUUUUAAAUCAUAUGUUCUCUCAUUUUUGCCAUUAACAGGUAGCCACACUGGUGAAGCUUUGCUAAAUGAAUUUGAAAAAAUAAUUUCAUCAGAUUAUAAUAUUGAAAACAAACUUGUACGACUGGUAACCGAUAAUGCUGCUAAUAAUGUCAAAGCAUUUAAAAGUUUGAUAGUUACUGGUUUUGAGCAUUAUUUUGAAGGUGAUGAUGAUGAUCGGAUAGAUGACGAUGAUUCGGAAACAGAUGAAAAUAAUACUGAAAAUAUAUUUAACACAUUGGCAAAUGAUAAUUCUGUUAAUUUAUUACGUAUUCCGUGCUUUAGUCACACUUCACAACUUGUAGUGGCUGACGGUUUAAAAGAAUCAAGCUGUGCUCGUUCUUCGUUGGUUAAAGUUGCUAAAAUAGCGAAAUACUCGCAUCAAAGUACCAAAUUCGCGGAAAAUUUGGAAGUUAAUGUAUUAAAUGAAUAUUUGAACCACUGUAAUAAGGAUGAAUUAUGUUUAACAUCAAGAGACAUUGCAAUACUGCGUGAAUUCCUCUCGUUGUUCGCACUUUUUGCCGAAGCAACUGUACGGGCUCAGGCACAAAAUUCUCCAUCGAUAAGUUUGGUCGCACCUAGUCUUCUUGGUAUUUUUUUCCAUUUGGAAAAUGAAUUGAAAAAUUGUUGUAUUUAUACGUCGAGUUUAUGUAAGCUCAAUUGGAUAGUUUUAUCGGAACUUUCUGAUCCAGUGAAAGAAAGUUUGUGCCAAUUAAUAAAAAAGUUAGUUACUGAUGCUGCAUUCCAAUUAAAUAGUAGUAAAGAUAGCAGUAGUUCGAGUAAUUAUUAUAAUGCAGCACAUGAUGAUAAAGGUGAAAGCUCAGACAUUGUUUCAGGUGAAAAACGAAAAACACUUUUUGGUUAUUGUUCAUCACAAAAUAAAAUAAAAAAAACACGUAUAGACAUACAAAAUUCUAUUCAAGACGAGAUAGUUAGUUUUCUAAAAGAAGAAAGUGCAUUGCUUAAUUGUCCAUGGAAAAAAUGUUGUGUCAAACUUAACUUUAUAAGUACGCAUUUGAUUGAACAUAAUGAUUUUCGCAAUGUUCAAUUGAAUUCGUUCACUCUCAAGUUGAAAAAACUUGAUUAUGAACUGCGAUGA